Molecule: messenger RNA, 3269 nt
Organism: Equus quagga
Lineage: Eukaryota; Metazoa; Chordata; Mammalia; Perissodactyla; Equidae
Gene: TELO2
Product: telomere maintenance 2
Exons: 21
Coding region: 327-2801 (824 amino acids)
Biological process (GO): telomere maintenance via telomerase; protein stabilization
Cellular component (GO): cytosol
Molecular function (GO): Hsp90 protein binding; telomeric repeat DNA binding
Source: RefSeq, a predicted model, not a curated record
CGGUUCCCGGGCUUCACGGCAGAUUCGUCACAUCGGCGGGCCGGGACCGGCCCCACAGGCUCUAAAAAAUUCAGCGGCAGCUCUUCCCGGGCCCAGGGAGCUUGUGCUACGCGGCUGCGCGCUGGGCCGCGAACAGAGCACGGAGCUGGCCUCGGCGGCCGUGGCGAAUCGGCGGGGCCUGAGCGCGCCGCGGCGACUCCGGGGACCGAGUAGGCGCGCGCCUUCCCGAGACCCCUGCCCGCCGCCGAGACCCCUGUCGGCCCCGAGGGCCCUGUCGGCUCCCGCCCGCCCCGAAAGCCUCUUCCCGCCGCACCACGAGCUCCAGGAUGGACCCAGCGCUCUCUGCGGUCCGGCUCAGCGUCCGGGAAGCCGUGCACACCCUUUCAUCUGAGGAUGGCGGCCGAAUCUUCUCCACCCUGGGGUCCCUGAAGCGGUAUCUUGGCCAGACAGAGAACCCAGCCCUCCCUGGGGAGCAGGAGGAGUUUGCCAGGGUCCACUUUUCCGCCUUUCUCAGAUGUCUUGUCAGCAAGCUGAGCCCGGACUGGCUGGAGCUGCUCCCCGAUGGCCAGUUGGAGGAGCUAUGGGCCAGCUUCUUCCUAGAGGGCCCGGCCGACCAGGCCUUCCUGGUGCUGAUGGAGUCCAUCGAGGGCACUGCCGGCCCGAGCUUCCGUCUGAUGAAAAUGGCGCAGCUGCUGGCCAGGUUCCUGAGUGCAGGCAGGAUGGCGGCCGUGCUGGAGGGUCAGUGUUGGCAGCACAUGGAGUCGGCCUCGCCCCUGCUCCAGGAGACGCUCCUCAUCAGGGUGGUGACCCUGCCUGAUCGGCUGGGCAACCGUCUGCAGCGGGAGAGCCUGGCCGUGUUCUUGCCCCAGAACUACUUCCCUCUGCUCGGCGAGGAGAUUGUGCGGGUGCUGCAGGCUGUUGUGGACUCUCUCCGAGGUGGCCUGGACUGCUCUGUCUCCUUCGUGUCUCAGGUCCUCGGGAAAGCCUGUGUCCACGGGAGGCAGAAGGAGAUCCUGGGCGUGCUGGUGCCCCGGCUGACGGCGCUCACCCAGGGUAGCUGUCUCUGGCAGCGGGUCUGCUGGCGCCUGGUGGAGCGCGUGCCCGACCGGGCCAUGGAGGCCGUGCUGACGGGGCUCGUGGAGGCUGCCCCGGGGCCUGAAGUCCUCUCUCGACUGUUGGGGAACCUGGUGAUGAACAGCAGGAAGGCCCAGUUUGUGCUGACUCAGAAGCUUCUGUUCCUACAGUACCGAUGCACGACGCCCAUGCUGCAGAGCCUGCUGGGGUACCUGGCCACGGACAGCCAGCGGCGCCCGCUCCUUGUACAGGCACUGAAGGAGCUCCUGGAGACGUGGGGCAGCAGCAGCGCUGUCCGCCACACACCCCUGCCGCAGCAGCGCUAUGUCAGCAAGGCUGUGCUCAUCUGCCUGGUGCACCUGGGGGACGCGGAGCUCCACGACAGCCGGGACGAGUUGCUGGCCAGCCUGAUGGCGGGAGUGAAGUGCCGCCUAGACAGCAGCCUGCCCCCCGUGCGCCGCCUGGGCAUGGUCGUGGCCGAGGUGGCCAGCACCCGCAUCCACCCCGAGGGGCCUCCCCUGAGGUUCCAGUAUGAAGAGGAUGAACUGAGCCGAGAGAUGCUGGCUUUGGCCACCUCCCGGCCUGCGGCUGACGGCUCCUUGGAGACAGGCCCGUCAGUUCCUCCAGUUGCUGCAGAUACCCCUGACAAAGAGCCUGAAGAAAGCGACAUCCCCCAGCGACGGCCGGACGGCUCCGACUCCGAGCUGGACAGCGAUGACGAGUUUGUCCCUUAUGACAUGUCAGGGGACCAAGAGCUGAAGAGCAGCAAGGCGCCCAUGUACGUCCGGGACUGCGUGGAAGCCCUGACCACGUCUGAGAACUGGGAGCGCUGGGAGGCGGCCCUGCGGGCCCUGGAAGGGCUGGUCUUCAGGAGCCCGGCUGCCACUCGGGAGGUGAGCGUGGAGUUGGCCAAGGUGCUGCUGCACCUGGAGGAGAAGACGAGCGUGGCGGGAUUCGAGGGGCUGCGCCAGAGAGCCCUGGUGGCCGUCACAGUCACAGACCCGGCCCGGGUAGCGAAGUAUCUGACCUCACAGUUCUACGCCCUCAACUACAGCCUCCGGCAGCGCAUGGACAUUCUGGAUGUCCUGACUCUGGCCGCCCAGGAGCUGUCUCGGCCUGGGCGCCUUGGGAGGGCGCCCCAGCGUGGCUCCCCUGGUCCUGCCUCCCAGCCCAGCAGUGCUGUGGCUCCUGCCUGGCGCGCGGUCGUGGAGGAGCGGAUCAGAAGCAAGACUCGGCGGUUCUCGAAGGGCUCUGCGGGGCGGGGACCGGCCGCUGGCCCCAAUGAAUUCAACUCAGUUGCUGGCUACUUCUUCUUCCCCCUCGUUCAACAUUUUGACAGGCCUCUGGUGACCUUUGACCUUUUGGGAGAUGACCAGUUGGUUCUGGGGAGACUGGCCCACACCUUGGGGGCCCUGAUGUACCUGGCUGUGAAUACCACGGUGGCUGUGCCCAUGGGCAAGGCCCUGCUGGAGUUCGUGUGGGCCCUUCGCUUCCAUGGAGAUGCCUACGUGCGCCGGGGCUUGCUGUCCGCCGUCUCCUCCGUCCUCCUCAGCGUUCCGGCUGAGAGACUGCUGGCGGACCUGCCGGAUGAGCUGCUGGAAGCCCGGGCCUGGCUGGCGGACGUGGCUGAGAAGGAUCCGGACGAAGACUGCAGGAUGCUGGCGGUGCAGGCGCUGCUGCUUUUGGAGAAACUCAAAGACAAACUCCUCCCCCUUUCUUUCCCUUAGCCCCCAGCACCCUCCUGGCGCCAGUCCCACUGGGAGAGGUGAAGGCUCGGGGUGCCAAGCACAAGGCCCGAGGAGGGAGCCCAACAUGCAGUUUUGUGGUCCGGCCAGCUCGUGAGGUGGGCCGUCUGGCACGAGUGUGCAUGCAGGAAGGCCACUGCCCUGCUCCUGCCACUAUUUAUAGCCUGGGAAGUCUGAGUGCCUUGCUACAGUCCCCACGAGGGCCUCUAGGCAGGGCCCUCCACAGACCGAGCACCCUGAAGGUUGGGGGGGGUCCCCGAGGAGGGACACGGGCGGGGCAGGACCAGCAGAGUGGCGGUUGCUGGAGGGAGGGGGAGGAGGUGCUGGUGCGCAGAGCUGGACACGCAGAGUGGCGGCUGCUGGAGCCCAUGGGCGCCACGGCUCCGACCCCUCACUUAAAGGCGGGUGACUUCAAACGACAGAAAAGGAGAAUAAACAGGACGCAGGCGC